Messenger RNA from Chara braunii, 3125 nucleotides. Lineage: Eukaryota; Viridiplantae; Streptophyta; Charophyceae; Charales; Characeae. The record is from the annotation of a GenBank genome assembly.
UCUAGUAUGGGAUGUGAUCGGAUCCCAUUGCUGAACAAAGUGGUGUGGUUUUCUUAAAACAUGGAAAGGCGAGUAAAGACAGCCCGCGAAAAUGUCGGGGCCGAUGGCAGAUGGCGAGGGGAGAGUCCUGACACUUGAGGACCUCGCUGAGGCAUUGGAUAAGCAGGAAAGGACACCAAGCAAUGUCCCCAAAGUUGACACUUUCCAUUUCAAUGGGGAACGGGUCUCUGAUUGGUUAGACUUGGUGGAGCAAACCUUGGUGGGUUUACCAGAUGAAGUAAAGUUCAAUCGCAUCCUGAAGUAUGUACUUCAUGUCCACCAUCAGGAGGUGGAGAAGGUUGUAAACGCGGCCAAUGGCAGUUGGGCCCGAUUUAAAGAUGGGAUGCGGAGGAAGUAUAGGCUGGGCGAUGGACUGCUGACCACAACAGACCUAGAAGCCAUGAACAGGGACGACUUCACCACAGUGGGGGCGUUCUUGCAGGAAUUCAAGAAGAAAGCGAGAAAAGUUCAUGGCAUCUCAGAGGAAGCCCAAUGUGCUAUCUUUCUGGGGCUGCUCACCGCCGCGGAGGCUGCGGAACUAACGAGCCAUGGAGGAGGGAGUGAGAAACUCACGUGGGCCACUAUUGAUAAAGGCAUGGCAGAUGGAAGCCUGCACGAAGUGGAACAACACCAGAUGCGCCUGCAAAGGCGUAAGAGGAAGGAGAGGGACGCCACAGCGUCCGGAACCCCUGGAGUAAGGAGGAUUGUCACUGAGGUACUAGUGGAAUUCGGCUAUGGAAAAGACACAGUGGUUCAAAGGAAAGUAGUGACAGCAGUCCAAGGCAAGGGGGAAGUUCCACUAAUAGAGGAAGAUGUCCAGGAAGAGUGGGAAGAGGAGGAGCCGGUGCCCCAACACCUCUCGAAAGCGCUACGUAAGCAGCGCAACUUAGCACAAGGGGGGCAAGGUUCAGGGAAGGGGCAAGAGCCCCAAGCCGUGGUGGUAGCAUCACCAAGCGCGUCGGUACCGUCAAGUAGUGCGGGACCCUCACAAGCAGCAGUACCGCCAUUCGGGCAGUGGCCAUGGCCUAUAUUCAACACUUUUGUGCCAUGGGGGAGCCCGGCCCCAUCUGGGCAAAUGAUACCUUAUGCGGGGCCCCAAACAAUUCACAAGGUAGCGUGGCAGGAGGAGGAGACCAGGGUCAGGGUAACCAAGGGAAUGGAGGGAGAGGUGGUGGAAGAAGGCGCGGCAAAAACGGCGGAGGCCGAGGAGGAGGGCGCUGGGAUAACCAGGGCCACCAAAGCCAAGAGAAUCAAGGAGGUCAAAGGGUAUGGCAGAGCCCGGUUCGAUCGGAGGACCGCCAUAUGUCAGCAUUGUGAUAAACAGGGUCAUACCAUACGAUUCUGCAAUACUAGGCGGGAAGAUGAAAGAGUGGGAUUGAUCUACUCCAACAUGGAUGGGGAUAUAUAUCAUCGGUUGGGGGAGCAUAUUGACAGGAAGGUCCCUGGCGGAGUAAGGGCAGAAGCUCUAAGAAGGGUAGCAACACGACAAGCGUCGCCUGCCACUUUCAGAUUGUGGCAGGAGAGGGAUGACCCGCCAAUAGGAGUAGAAGAAGUGGAUGGCAAGGAGGAGGUGAUUCAAAGACUACAGUCGGGGGUCAUAAAGGAGGAGCCUAUAGUCAUAAAAUCAGACGACGAGAGUGAGGGUGAAAUGGUUGAGCCAGCGUCGGUCCUUUUGGGGAAAAUGGAAGAUUUGUGGGACAAAAUGGACCGGUAUCGGCAAAAUCUGAUCGAUAUGUGUGAAGAAGUAGAGAGUUGGAGAGAUGGUAUCCCUAAAGUCUUCCUAUAUGACUCAGGUCCUGAAUCCAUGCCAGGAAGGCAAGGAUACCCAGGAGUUACCACGGUAAGUUCAGGGCCUAGGUCUGAAAUGACCCACAGGCCCCCUACUUCGUUGGCCCGAGCCGCGUUGGCCGCACGGACUAGGGGACAAGCAAAGGCGAGGGCAGGCCAGGACUCGCCUCAGAGAGAGCCACAGCCAGAACGUAGAAAGGAGCAUGUGGAGGUAGAGGACGAUGAUGAUGAAGAGGAUGAGAAGCUCCGGCAAGAGGAAGACUGGAGGGCCGAACAGAGGGCGAGGAAGAGAGGUUCCCAGGAAGAAGCUGAGCCAGUCCUGCGCGACGUAGCGCCAAAGAAGAAGAAAUACGCGGUCCGGCUUGAGGAAGGUUUUGAUGUGGAAAGAGUGAUUGACAGGCUGCUGGAGGGGCAUACUUAUCUUAUGACCCUAAAGGAGAUUCUGGCGUCUGCCCCAAGGCUCCGCAAUGAGCUAAAGGGUAGGCUUCCGAGGCGGUUGGUGCCGAGCGUCCACCGUAGUGUGAUUCUGCCUAAGCAAGUGGAGUGGGCGGACCCGGGAACGAAGAUGGACUGGAAAUGUGUGGCCUGCGGCAUGGUGGACUUAGUGGUAAAAGGCUCCAAGUGCGUAGCAAUGGUGGAUACGCGAGCGGAGAUGAAUAUCAUCCGCGAAGCUGACGCAAUUAAGUAUGGGGUGGACAUUGACCGUUCAGACUGCGGUAUUUUACACAAGGCAAACUGCAAGGCCGUGUUCUGUGGGACCGCCUCGAAUGUGCUCCUAGAGAUUGGAAGAGUAAAAGCCAGGACUUGUUUUUUCGUAAUGCCAGAUGUGGACCAUGACAUUCUCCUGGGGAGAUCCUUUUUAUGUUGGACAGACACCCUGAUGUACAACAAGCAUGAUGGGUCGCUGAUCCUGAUCUUAUGUGACCCAACAUGUCAGAAUUACGAGGUAAUUACCUGCCGAAAUACUGGGCCGCGAAGCUUAAGGAACAGGCCCAAUCCUGGCUCAUUCACUAUUGAAGAGUCAGAAAACGAGCAUAGAAGGCUUAUGGCAAAGCCUGAGGAAGAAGUGAGGGAAGAAGCGUUCUCACUCAGCUUGUCUGAUGUGAACAAGGCCAUGGACAUAAUGGCCACGCAUGAAAUGGCGGAUCCAGACGCCCCCCCCACUCAUUCGCGAUGUCCUCAUCGCGCACCAAUCUCCUGUCAGUGGGGUUCGAAGGGAUAGACGGGAGAGGAGGAUGAAAUGUCAUAGGUGGUUAGUUUGUCAGGGUCCGUUUUGUCUUUUCUUGUUCCUUUCUCGG